Messenger RNA from Populus nigra (black poplar), 2267 nucleotides. Its product is annotated as synaptotagmin-3-like. Lineage: Eukaryota; Viridiplantae; Streptophyta; Magnoliopsida; Malpighiales; Salicaceae. The transcript is spliced from 12 exons. Gene Ontology annotation, molecular function: lipid binding. The coding region runs from base 373 to 2013 and encodes 546 amino acids. The record is from RefSeq and is a predicted model, not a curated record. Gene Ontology annotation, cellular component: endoplasmic reticulum.
UAGAAAAGUAAUCAAAAGGAAACUCAGGAAAUUGUUGAAUAAACAAUGCUUAGACACUGAUUCACAAGAGGAGAGAAGGACACGCAGAGUUUAGUUUAGUGUUUGUCUGUCUUAGAUUUUGAAUUUUGAAAGCAAAUCAGAAUAACAAAUAGUUGGCGACAACGUGUCUUUCUUUUGUUGUUUAAUAUCGAAUUGCUUGGCGCUUUUCAUUUACUCCAUUGUUGGCUCUCUCUCGCUUUCUCUUCAUGCAUCCGUUACCUUUCCCAGUAAACACUAUUUCCCUUUGAUUUUCUCGCCCAAGUGAUCAUUCCUUGAUAAGUAUUUAAUGUUGUCUAUUUUGUUGGUUUUUGUCGAGAGAGAGAUAGAGAGAUCAUGGGAUUCUUGAAUGCGUUCUUGGAAUUUCUUGGUUUUGGAAUUGGACUUCCUUUUGGUCUCUUGAUUGGUUUCUUUCUAUUCGUUUAUUCCAAGCCUAAAGAUGUUAAGGAUCCAGUGGUCAGGCCACUUCAUGAGUUAGACACAGAUGCUUUGCUAGAUAUUCUACCAGAUAUCCCGUUAUGGGUUAAAUGCCCUGAUUAUGAACGAGUAGAUUGGUUGAACAGGUUUCUCUUGGAUAUGUGGCCUUACCUUGAUAAGGCAAUUUGUGCAAUGAUAAGAAGUACAACAAAACCUAUGUUUGCGGAGUAUAUUGGGAAGUAUAAGAUAGAAGCAAUUGAGUUUGAGCAUCUAACUCUCGGAACUCUUCCUCCUAUAAUUCAAGGUCUUAAAGUCUACGAAACUAUGGAGAAGGAUUUAGUCAUGGAACCAGCAAUUAGGUGGGCUGGAAAUCCCAACAUCGUUUUGGUGCUACAAUUACUGUCUGUAAGACUUAGAUUUCAGUUAGUUGAUCUGCAAAUAUUUGCAGCGCCACGAGUAGCUUUGAAACAUCUCGUGCCUACCUUUCCAUGUUUUGCAAAUAUUGUGGUGUCCUUGAUGGAGAGGCCUCAUGUAGACUUUGGACUGAAAAUCCUGGGAGGAGAUGUUAUGUCCAUACCUGGCCUUUAUCGAUUAGUUCAGGAUAUGAUCAAAAAACAAGUAGCGAGCCUCUACCUGUGGCCCCAAACUCUCGAUAUAUCUGUCCUUGAUGCCUCAACAGUGGUUAUAAAGAAGCCUGUGGGGAUACUUCAUGUGAAAGUUGUGCGCGCAAAGAAACUUUUGAAGGCUGAUAUCCUGGGAACUUCUGAUCCAUAUGUGAAACUUAGCCUGACUGGAGAAAAGCUCCCGGCAAAGAAAACAACAAUCAAGAAGAAGAAUCUGAAUCCUGAAUGGAAUGAGAACUUCAAGCUUGUUGUCAAGGAUCCUGAAAAUCAAGUUCUUCAAUUACAAGUGUUUGACUGGGACAAGGUAGGUGGUCAUGACAGAUUAGGAAUGCAGUUUGUUCCCCUGAAAGUGCUUACCUCCCGUGAAACCAAGGAAUUCACUCUUGAUUUGCUUAAGCACACAAAUAUUUCGGACUCUCAGGACAAGAAACAACGAGGGCAAAUUGUGCUGGAGCUGACCUAUGUGCCUUUUAGAGAAGACAGUAUCGAGUUUAGUGGACCUUUGGAUGGAAAUGAUGGAAGGGGAAGUGCAAGUGGUAGGUAUUCUUCAGAUGAAGAAUCAUUGAGUGGAGCAGGUUUGCUCUCAGUCAUUGUUCAAGGAGCUGAGGAUGUAGAAGGGAAGCAUCACAUUAAUCCCUAUGCUUUAGUCCUUUUCAGAGGAGAAAGGAAGAGAACUAAGAUGAUUAAAAAGACUCGCGAUCCACGCUGGAACGAAGAAUUCCAGUUUACUCUCGAUCAACCUCCCUUGCACGAGUUGAUUCGUAUCGAGGUCAUGAGCAAGCGGACAAGCUUUAGUUUCCGAUCAAAGGAAUCAUUGGGGCAUGUGGAAAUCAAUCUUGAUGAUGUUGUGCACAAUGGACGCAUCAACCAGAAAUACCAUCUAAUUGAUUCGAAGAACGGAGUGAUACAUGUUGAAAUUCGAUGGAGUACAGUUUGAGAGAUUGAAGAGUGUAAGGUGGAUGUGACAUUUGUUUUUGGAGAAUACACAAUUGAGUCAAAAUUACUGGACAGAGGAGAGAAGUGAAAUAUUUGUAUACAAAAUUACUUACGCUGUAACACAAAAUACAUAAUACAUUUGUUCUGUUUUGAGGGUUCCGAGGGAGGAAAGGCCCAGGAAAAAAAGGCCUUCACUUGUACAUAGAUACUGUGUUGUUUCAAUAUUCUGAAGUGAUAUGCAAAUUUUGAUAGCAA